This is a messenger RNA of Cooperia oncophora, 516 nucleotides long. Lineage: Eukaryota; Metazoa; Nematoda; Chromadorea; Rhabditida; Trichostrongylidae. The record is from the annotation of a GenBank genome assembly.
AUGGUGAAGAUGCGCGAAGGUCCCAGUAAGAAUAUGAUAAAGCAGAAGGCACUGAGAAUUCUGAAGCAGAAACGUAUGUACGAGAACCAAAAAUCUCAGCUCGAUCAACAGGCUUUCAAUGUCGACCAAAGCAAUUUCGCUAUCCAGGGGAUGAAAGAUACUCAGGUAACAGUCGCUGCGAUGAAAACAGGGUUGAAGACAAUGCAGAGAGAAUACAAGAAGUUGAAUAUUGAUAAAAUUGAAGACUUGCAAGACCAAAUGGAGGAUAUGUUGGAUAUGAACACUGAGAUUCAAGAAGCAAUGAGUCGGCAGUAUGAUACGCCUGAUAUCGACGAAGCUGAUCUCGAGGCUGAGUUGGCCAUGUUGGGAGAUGAAUUGGAUCUUGGCGAAACAGACACCAACUAUCUUGAUGAAGCCCUUAAUGCACCUGGAGUUCCAGCUUCAAAACCAACCAGCUCCAAGGUAGCAGAAGGCUUGGAGGUUGACGAGUUCGGUCUACCGAAGAUCCCUGCUUGA